Vicia faba (fava bean) is the source of this 591-nucleotide messenger RNA. The record is from the annotation of a GenBank genome assembly. Lineage: Eukaryota; Viridiplantae; Streptophyta; Magnoliopsida; Fabales; Fabaceae.
AUGGGCCAACCUUGUAACAAUAAGAAGAGUGCAGAGAAAGAUGUUGCCGCUGAAGCGCUGCAAUGGUUAACGGGCAAGCAUGCUAGCCGUGAAUAUAUCGAUCUUUCCAUGCCCAUGUUCCUCAAGAUCGCUCAGUACCGCGCCGGAAUCAUCCCCGUCGCUUACCGCCGGGUACCAUGUAGAAAGACAGGAGGCAUCAGAUUCACAAUCAACGGUUUUCGUUACUUCAACUUGGUUUUAAUCAGCCACGUCGCGGGUGCAGGGGAUAUCAUGCGUGUGAGUGUAAAAGGAACCAACACAGCAUGGAUGACAAUGAGCCGAAACUGGGGGCAAAACUGGCAAUCCAAUGCAGUUUUUGUGGGCCAGGCUCUCUCUUUUAGGGUUACCGGUAGUGACCGUCGUACAUCAACGUCGUGGAACGUGGCACCAUCUCAUUGGCAGUUCGGACAAACCUUCACACCCUGUCAAAACAACAACCGCAACCUCUUUUUCUGCUACUUCCAGCACCCAGCUCCCUCUGCUCGCGUCGAAUCUCAGCGUUCAUGUUUCGUGCAAACAACAACAACUCCAUUUCCAAUUCCAUUUUGGUGA